AUGGAUGACUUUGUGCGCCGCGUUCAAAAUAUAACCAUCGGCGGCAGAUAUCACCUGCAACGAAAAUUAGGGUCUGGGUCUUUCGGCAAGGUCUAUCUAGGGCGUGACGCCGACAGUGGAAAUGAAGUCGCGAUAAAACUCGAGCACUACAGCGUGGGCCCGUCUUUACUCGAAGAGGAACCGUCUAUCUAUCAAGCUCUCACCGGAAACCCAGGCUUCCCGAAGGUGUAUUGGUUUGGUCAAAAGGAUGAUUUUAUGGCCUUGAUCUUCGAGUUGCUCGGGCCCAACUUGGAGGACUUGUUCCGAUACUGUGGCAAUCAGUUCUCUAUGAAGACAACACUGAUGCUUGCUGGAUCAACUGCUUCGCCGCCUUGA
Exophiala oligosperma is the source of this 375-nucleotide messenger RNA. RefSeq lists its product as uncharacterized. The transcript is spliced from 2 exons. The record is from RefSeq and is a predicted model, not a curated record. Gene Ontology annotation, cellular component: cytoplasm; nucleus. Gene Ontology annotation, biological process: peptidyl-serine phosphorylation; signal transduction. Gene Ontology annotation, molecular function: ATP binding; protein serine/threonine kinase activity. NCBI's taxonomy places the organism in Eukaryota, Fungi, Ascomycota, Eurotiomycetes, Chaetothyriales, Herpotrichiellaceae. The coding region runs from base 1 to 375 and encodes 124 amino acids.